GCAACAACAUCUAAAAUAAGCAUCAAAAUCAUAUAUACAAAGUGCUUAAUUAACUUCUCUAAACCUUCAAAUUGUUCGUAAAAUUUCUUAUUCCAAUUAAUCACUAUGUUAUUAUUCCCUAAUAACAUUGUUGGUGAAAAAUGGCUAGGAUUUGUGACAGCCAUAUGGGUUCAAGCAAUAUGUGGAAACAAUUAUACAUUUGCAAAUUAUUCUGAUGUGUUAAAGUCUCUAAUGGCUUUGACUCAAAUGCAGCUUAAUAAUCUCUCUGUUGCUAAAGAUGUUGGUAAAGCUUUUGGUAUUUUAUCAGGUCUUGUUUCUGAUCGUUGGCCAACUUCAAUUAUUCUUAUGAUUGGUGCUGUUUUGGGAUUCAUUGGCUAUGGUGUUCAAUGGCUUGUUGUUAGCCAAAGAAUAGCUCCACUUCCUUAUUGGAUGAUGUGUAUAUUCUUAUGUAUGGGAGGAAACAGCUCAACAUGGAUGAACACAGCAGUACUUGUAACUUGCAUGAGAAACUUCUCAAAAAACCGCGGUCCAAUUUCCGGCAUUCUAAAGGGUUAUGUAGGACUCAGCACAGCAAUCUUCACUGAUAUAUGCACAGCUUUGUUUUCUUCAGACCCAUCAAAAUUCCUCUUAAUGCUCACAAUUGUUCCUGCUGUCAUUUGUUUCAUUGCUGCUAUUUUCCUUCAUGAAACUCCACCAGCUUCAACUUCAACAGAAGAAAACCAAGAGACAAAGUUCUUCAAUGUGUUUAACUUGAUUGCAGUUACGGUCGCAGUUUAUCUCUUGACAUUUGAUAUAACUGGACCUCAUAAACAUGUUAUUUCAAUGAUUUUCACAUUAGGACUUUUGAUCCUAUUAGCUAUGCCACUUCUUGUUCCUUUAUAUUUAGCUAUCUUCAAAACUAGUCCUAGUAUUGACAAAGAAAAACAGAUUCAUGAACCAUUGCUAGCCGAAAAGAUUGAAAAGGAAAAUGAAAAGGAAAAGGAAAAGGAAGAGACAUGUAACAAGGUAGAGGAAGAUGAGAUUAAGCGAAAACCAGUGUUAGGAGAAGAGCAUACUAUCAUUGAAAUGGCGAAAACGGUUGAUUUUUGGGUUUUGUUUGUGUCAUUUCUUUGUGGUGUGGGAACAGGACUAUGUGUUAUGAAUAACAUGGGACAAAUGGGAUUAGCACUUGGUUACCGCGAUGUUUCGUUGUUCAUUUCAUUCAUUAGCAUUUGGGGUUUCUUUGGACGGAUUCUUUCCGGUUCGCUCUCUGAAUACUACAUCAGGAAAUCGGGCAUGCCAAGGCUAGUAUGGAAUGCAGCUUCUCAAAUUCUGAUGUUUUUCGGUUACAUUGCAUUAGCUAUGGCCUUACCAGGAUCACUCUACAUUGGAUCAAUGUUAGUAGGAAUAUGCUACGGAGUUCGUCUUACGAUAACACCAGCAGCAGCUUCAGAACUAUUUGGUCUCAAAUACUAUGGUUUAUUAUACAACAUUCUCAUUCUCAAUCUUCCUAUUGGUUCAUUCUUAUUUUCUGGUCUCAUUGCUGGUUAUCUUUAUGAUAUUGAAGCCACUAGUGUUCCGGGAGGCGGAAACACUUGUAUUGGAGCACAUUGUUUCAUGCUUGUUUAUUUGAUUAUGGCUUUUGCUUGUGUCAUGGGGUGUGGAUUGGAUUUGUUACUUGCAGUUAGAACAAAAGAGUUAUAUUCCAAGAUACAUAUAGAGAGAAAUCUUGUGAAUUCUCAAGUUCAACAUUGAGAUGAUUAUGAUGUUUUGACUUUUUUUAGCAUAGGCUUAGGAAAUUUUUAAGAGGAAUUAAUUUAGACUUUUAUGUUAGGAGAUGAUUGUCAAUGUGUGUUAUUCAAAGGUCACUCAAAUUUGAAAUAAGUUAUGUAUGUAUUGUUUAAUGUGUAUAUAUUAAGUAAUAGUGAGUUGUUUUAGUGAGUUGUAAAUUUCAGUCUUUGAUUCUAUCUAGUUACGGCUCUCUAGUUUGGCGAAUUGCACAAGUCGGCUAUAAGUGAUCUUGAAAUUGACCAAAUUCAUCACAAAUAUAAAAUCCAAGUUCUUGGUGGAAAGGAGACAAAGAUUGGCAACAACAACCAUGUUUGUUGCUAUUGGAUCCAUUGUAGGAGUGUUUUCAGAUCUUCCUAGAUAAAAAGGAUAUUGAAACUUGGAAAUUGUAAGUUGAUAUAUAUAAAAUUUAUGAAUUUAAUCGGAUGCUAAAAGUUAGCUUAUCUUUUGCUUAACUUUA
Molecule: messenger RNA, 2227 nt
Organism: Trifolium pratense (red clover)
Lineage: Eukaryota; Viridiplantae; Streptophyta; Magnoliopsida; Fabales; Fabaceae
Product: protein NUCLEAR FUSION DEFECTIVE 4-like
Exons: 3
Coding region: 106-1734 (542 amino acids)
Cellular component (GO): membrane
Source: RefSeq, a predicted model, not a curated record